Messenger RNA from Drosophila willistoni, 2762 nucleotides. RefSeq names its product protein DEK. Bases 85 to 2238 code for a protein of 717 amino acids. The record is from RefSeq and is a predicted model, not a curated record. Gene Ontology annotation, molecular function: histone binding; DNA binding. The transcript has 10 exons. Gene Ontology annotation, cellular component: nucleus. Lineage: Eukaryota; Metazoa; Arthropoda; Insecta; Diptera; Drosophilidae. Gene Ontology annotation, biological process: chromatin organization; regulation of double-strand break repair.
CACAAAUCUCGCUUAGGCAAAUGAAAACUUCCGAAUAAAACGCAGAAAGUGUUUAUCCCCCACUCCUCCAAAAACGGUCGUGUAAUGAUGGAUGCCACCAAGACGUCAGAUACGGCGACCAAAGAAAAUGCCGCCGACAAAGUAAGUGAGUCGAAGGCCCUAGAAAAUGCAUCGGGAGCACCAGCAGCAGCAGCAACAGCGGUGGAAAGUGACAAGGAGAAGGAGGCUGCCUCAGAGGAGGCAACGGCGGCUAGCAAGAAAACCGAAUCAGGAGCCGAUGCAGCAGCAGCGCCCCCACCACCACCACCCUCCGCUGCUAGUGCUGCCGAUGGCAGCAACUCUGAUGACGUCGCUGAUAAAAAAGCUAUAGCCGGAGCUACCGAAUCGGAUGCAGCCGACUCAAAGGACAAAAAGGAAUCAUCACCCUCGGCAAAGAAAGUCACUAACAACAAUAAUGGGGCUAAAAAGGAAGACUCAUCCUCGGUGAAAGGUGCAAAGGAUGCCAAAGAUAAUGGAUCUGCUGGCGAGGAUGAGGAGGACGAGGAAGAAGAGGAUGAAGAAGGCGAUGAUAAAGAAGAGGAUGACGUCAGUGAUGAUGACACAAAGAAGAAGAAACCCGUGGCAGAGAAAAAGAAAAAUGAUACCAACACCACAAUAGAUGGUGCCUCAAAGGCAUCCAAAACUAAGGAUAAGGAUGCGGGUGACAAAUCUUCCACAGCUAAGAAACCCGAAACGAAGGCCAAAAAUGGCAAAGUGGACAAAAGUGAUCAGGAAGAUGAUGAAGAGGAUAGCGAGGCGGCCGAUGGCGAUGACGAUGUCGAUGGCGAUGGUCUUGAUGUGAACAACGAGGUGGCCGAGGACGAUGAGAAUGUUGUGGCUCUGGCCGAAAUUGAUCGCAUCAAUGAGAAUAUCAACAAAACUCGGGUCGAUGGCCUACAGACUCUACAUGCCCUCUGCUUUGGGGCCCAGGGCAAGAAUAAUGUGGUUAAAAAGAAUCUACGAUCCUUUGCUGGCUUCGAGUUUGCCAAGGAUUCGGCGGAAUAUAAAAAGAAAUUCGAAGCAAUCAAGAAGGUGGAUAACAAAUCGUUGCGUAGCAUUUGCGAAAUUCUCACCUUGGAUCGCAAGGGUAGCAAGGAUGAGAUAGCAACACGUGUGCUCAAAUUCCUAAUGGAACCGGAUGAGUCCCUGUGCCUGGAACAAGGCGACGAGGAGGAUGAGGAGUUGGAUGAGGAUCUUGACGAAGACGAGGAAGAGGAGCAGGCCAGUGAAGACGAUAAGAAACGCAAGAGUGCUGCUGGCAAAGCAAGCGGCGGCAGAGGGUCAGCAAGAAAUUCCUCUGGACGCCCCAAGCGUUCCACUGCAGGCAAAACAGAAAUGUCUGCUUAUGUAGAUUUCUCCAGCUCUGAAGAGAGCGAGCACAAAGUUACGGUGGCCAAGCGAAGACGUAACGACGAUUCCGAAUCAGGAUCAGACUAUAAUCCUUCGGCCAAUUCCGAUUCAGAUGCUGGACGUGCCGGUGGUGGCGGCGGUGGUAGCGGAGGAGGCGGUGCUGCAGGACGAAAGGGUUCAGGACGUGCCAGUCGGGGACGCCCAGCGCGUAAAAGUCGACGAAGAAACUCCGAUUCCGAAGAGGAAGAAGAAUCUGAACUAUCCGAAGCGGAUAGUGAUGUACCCAAAAGAGGAAAACGUGCGCCGGCUGGCAAACGUGGUCGACCCGCUGCUACUCCGACUGCUGGACGAAGAGGUCGUGGACGAGCAGCUGCUGCACGUAAACGCAAAGAUUCUGAAAGCGAAGAGGAGGAAAUUUCCGAAGACGAAGAGGAGGAGGAACUGUCUGAAUUUGGUAGCGAUCAAAGUGAGGAGGAACGUCCCAAGAAGAGUAAGAAGCCUGUAACGCCUGCGAAAAAUAGCAAAGCUAACAACAAUAAGUCAAAACCAGCUGGAAAGGCCGCUGGACGACCAAAAAAAUCAAAGAAAGAAUCUUCCGAAGAGGAUGAUGAUAUUGAUGACAAGGAUGAAUCCGACGAGGAUGAGCCACUAACCAAAAAGAGUAAAGUGGCUUUCCCAACGGAUGAGCAAAUACGCAGUUAUGUUAAAGAAAUCUUGGAUAAGGCCAAUCUCGAAGAGAUCACUAUGAAAACAGUUUGCAAACAAGUCUAUGCAAAAUAUCCCGAGUUCGAUUUAACAGAUAAAAAAUAUUUCAUUAAGGCCACAGUCAAAGCGUUAAUUGCCACAUAAAAACUCACACACCCCCCUACACACACACACACACACAUACAAUGAGAGGGAAAGGCAGAACUUGUACCAAACAGCAAAAAACUAUAUAAAAUCCGACAGAAUAUACACAAAAAAACUAAGGCAAAACUUGUUGCCACACUUUUUGAGAGCUCUGCUACAACAACAACAACAAAAAACAAAACAAAUAACGAACCAGAUCUUUAGUUUUCCUAUAUAAGUCUAUAUAAUUUGUAACUCCUAAACACAAACAAAACUUAAAAUCAAGAAUUUUUGUUCUAUUAUAUAUUAGGUUUAUACACUAUAUAUACAUAUAUAUAUUUACAUAUAUAUCUCUGACUUGAUUGCAUGUGUAUAUACAUAUAUGUACUAUGAUUUCUGUACCAACUUAUUUCUAAUUUAAUUUCUCUCUGAAUAGCUCUACAAAAAGUGUGUAAAAAUUUAAGCAUAAAGUAGGAAAACAAAAUUGUAAAAAACAGAACAGUUAAGUAAAAAGUGGAAAUAUUAUAAAUAAAAAACAAAUUUGA